AUGGUCGCCGUCGGUCGCGUUCCCGCUCCAGAGACCGACGUCACCGCCGCUCGCGCACGCCCUCUCGCAGCCGUAGAACUCAGCAUGGGAGAGAAAAACGUAAAGAGAAUAGAUCUCGAUCUUCUAGUCGGACUCGUAACGACCAAAUAUCGCAAGCAGAUAACUCUAAGUCGCCAUCAAAGACCUAGCCCUAGACAGUCGAUUCCCCAGACUGCAACCGAUAAUCCUCCCCAAGAGUCUACUGAGCCUGUUUGGGAUGGUUCAAAUGACAUGGAGGAGCCGAAUACGCCAGACAUUACGGAAGACCAUCCGCCUGAAAAUCAGUCAUUGCCAAACACAUCCGAGGCGGGCUUGUCCUUCGAACAAUCAGAUAACAUGCCUCCAGGGCUUGCAGUUGCACUUAUGUUAAGGAAUCGUCCACCGCCGCCACCACAACCCCAAGCCCCUGACUUUGCAAACUGGCAACAACCUAAUCAACGUUUUUUGAACAGACCAACCCCACCUGCUGUUCAGCCUAAUGGAAGUGCUCAGUUCUUACCUAACCCUUUUACUCCAGCUGGCGCUCCUUUCCAAGGGGUUUUUCCUGCUCAAAAUUUUUAUCCACGAGAAAUGAGUGCUUCAUUCAUCCCCCAACGGCCUGCCCUCAAUACGGCUUUUCAAGGGGCCCAAGCUAAUCGUUUUCCUGUUACUGUUUCUCGGUCACAAAUUCUGGCGAUGGGAGGCAUGGUUAACCCGCUCAUGCCUCCUGUUAAUAUGGCGUUUGGUAGUUUGAUAACUCAGCCACCCCCACCUCCUCCGCUGCCACCCCACCUUUCUUGUGCCUACUCGGCUCCACCGCCACCUCCAUUCAUACCCUUCCCACAACCUCCUCCUAUCGCUCCCCCAAUUUCGCCUUCAGUCUCAUCUGUACCACAGCAGUUCCAACAGAGGCCGCAAUCGGAUUUAGCAGAAACCCAUUUUCAGCCUUCCGACCAAAACGCGUUACCUUCUCCCCAACAGCCAUCGUUUGCUGAUCCGUCAUCAUGCGAAGCACCUCCCAGUAACUUAUUGGAGACUUUGAUGAGUCAAGCUGGACUUCCAACUGACAGUCUGAAUAGAAUUAACUCCACACAAGGUGCAUCAGAAAAGAUGGUUCUUCCGGAUGCUCUUGAUGACAAGUCUCCUAUGAAAAAGAUAAAUAAUCUUCUUAAUACGGCUGCAAAUACUCUCCUGACGCAUUUGAGUGAAAAGCAGAGGACAAAUAACGACAGCCCACCACCUCCCCCUCCGCCUCCAUUACCCCUUCCUAGUCAUACUUUAGAAAAAGAUGGCAACAGCGCAGGCAAAAAUUCCGAUUCUUUCAAUCGCUCACCAAAACCAGGUUGCUCGUUUACUAAAGAAGCGAAUGUCCUGCAUUUCCUGACUGCCUUUACUUCGGCCAAAUUCCCCGUUCAUACCCUGCGAUUUGUCCCACCUUCAUGCGUUACGCGCUUUGAAGGGCUGCCGUGUUUCAUGGAAAGUCAGCUGGAGGUUAUAAAAGCACAGUUGCGUCUACGAUGA
This is a messenger RNA of Dibothriocephalus latus, 1539 nucleotides long. NCBI's taxonomy places the organism in Eukaryota, Metazoa, Platyhelminthes, Cestoda, Diphyllobothriidea, Diphyllobothriidae. The record is from the annotation of a GenBank genome assembly.